Messenger RNA from Sinocyclocheilus anshuiensis, 1183 nucleotides. RefSeq lists its product as uncharacterized. The coding region runs from base 1 to 1065 and encodes 354 amino acids. Lineage: Eukaryota; Metazoa; Chordata; Actinopteri; Cypriniformes; Cyprinidae. The record is from RefSeq and is a predicted model, not a curated record. Gene Ontology annotation, biological process: interleukin-15-mediated signaling pathway; T cell activation; positive regulation of ERK1 and ERK2 cascade. Gene Ontology annotation, cellular component: external side of plasma membrane; membrane raft. Gene Ontology annotation, molecular function: protein tyrosine kinase binding; MHC class II protein binding. The transcript is spliced from 8 exons.
AUGGCUGAUGAGUGUCAUCUGUGUCUGCUGGGACUGAUCUUUCUCUCUUCACUUCUCACAGGUACCAGUGAAGAGGAUGUGACUCAUGUGUUCAUCAGUUCUGGUGAAAAUGUCCAUCUGCUCUGUAAUAAUGCUCUUCAUGACUGUAACUCAACUACAUGGAACUACAACAGAUUAAGAGAUUCAGCAGCAGCUGAACUGAUUGGUUUAGGGAUAAAGAAGAAAGACACAGAGAGUCAUGAGAGACUGAUUCUGGGGUCUGACUGCUCUCUGAACAUCAACAACAUCUCAAAAGAAGAUUAUGGCAUUUAUAGCUGCAGACAAUAUGUGAAUGGAGAGCUACAAGGACCUGAUGCUCGUGUUUUUCUGCAUAUUCUUCAUGUCUCUUCAUCCUCCUCCUCAUCCUCACAGACUGAGAUCACUGCAGGCCGCUCUGUGACUCUCUUCUGUCAGUUGUAUUCAUAUCCUCGAGUCUCUUGUGAUGAUUGGAUCAGUUCUGAGAUAAUUGAGCUGUUCUGGGUGAAUCAGACUGGUGUUAAACUGACGAGAUCAGACUCCAGAUAUCAGAUAUUAUCCUCAUCAGAUCACUGUAUCAUCACUCUGAAUACAACACUCCUGAAUGAAGAUCACAACAGAGAGUGGAGAUGUGAAGUUACUCACAGAGAUCAAGUCAAGAGCUCAGUCACAUACACUGUCAAGAGUUCAGUUCAAGCUGAAACAGUGACAGCAGUGAUUCCAGUCCACAUCACAAACUCUCAGGAUCCCUCAACUACAACAUCAUCAGAAACUUCUAAAGAUCAAGUCACAGUGAUUUCUGUGUCUGCCGCUGCAUUCACUGUUGUCCUUCUUGCUGUUCUCUGGCUGAUCUGGAGAAAAAGAGCUGUCAAAGAUGAGAAUGAAGAUAAAGGAGAGUAUGAGAAGAUCACCAUGUCCACUCCUGCUGCUGCGAGAGACAAUGAGCAGACAGAUGAUGUGACUUACUCUGAAGUCUCUUCUUCCAGUAAAAAGCCAGUAAAAUCGCUCAGUGAUCAUAAUGAUACAGUGACUUACGCUGCCAUCAGAUGAACAGAAAACAAGCCACAGGAUGAACUUUACAAGAACAAGAGCUUCACAAAUAGACAUUCAUCACUGCGUGAGCUCCUCAUAUCAGCAGCAGACGGGACGUUUUCUCCGGAUGCUGAGA